ACUGCUGUGUGGCACUAACCAGAAGUUGAUCGUAUUUAUUUAUUUUAACAGCUGUGUUGAAAGAUUUUAAAAACGUUUCUAUCAUAACUGUUUUUGGUAACAAGAAAGUUCGUAGUGGAGAUUCAUCAAUUCUGAAGCAUUUUUUACUAAAUUCGCAGUUUUUUACACAUCACUAUCAUGUAUUAAAUAUCAAAUUGAAAAGACAAACAAUUUCAUCGUUUAGUGAACAAAAGACAAAACAUAAUUAUUUGUGAAAAGUUUGGGAUUUAUAUUGGGUUAUGCAAGAUACUCAAUCAUGUGAUCAACGAGAGGAAGAAUCGUCAAUUGUUUUGUAAGCCAUAAUAUAUUUUAAAACUAGAUUCGGUUUACCGAUAAAAAAUAUCUCUUGUGCCCACAACAAUAAUACAACUAUUUUUUAAAAAGAAAAAAGUACCUAUGAGAAUAAGAGCCAUUGAUUGAAAACCUCUGAUGUAAGUUGAAACAACAAAAAUUUUCUAAGAGCAGUAAGUUUGAAAUUUAGUCUUUGAGUAUACAAUAUUAACAACAUUUGAUCAGAAUUCAAGAAACAAAUGUUAUUUGAUUGAAAAAAAGCAUUUUUCAGAGACACAAGUUUGAAAAAUCAAGUUUUUUAAUUUUCAUUUCUUCAUUUCUUCAAUCUUUAAAAGGCCUUAACUUUCCAAUUUGAUCAAGAGGUGUUGACUGAUAAUUUUUCCUUAUCAAUCGAAUAUUUAAAGAAGCAGAUCAAAUUUAUUUGAUUAUUCAAUCUUGAACCCUUUGUGUAAAUUUGAAGAAUCUGAGGAUUAGUUCAAGAGGUAGAAUUUGAGAACAUAAGAAACUAAGAUGGCGGAUGAAAAACUCAACGUUGACAACAUCAUCUCCCGGCUUCUGGAAGUGAAGGGUGCCAAGAGCCAAAAAUCAGUUAUGUUGACGGAAAAUGAAGUCCGGUCACUUUGCCUGAAGUCUCGUGAGAUCUACCUGUCUCAACCAAUGCUCCUGGAGCUAGAAUCACCCCUAAAGGUGGUUGGAGAUAUUCAUGGACAGUACUACGACCUUCUGAGAUGGUUUGACUCCGCUGGGUAUCCCCCAGACUCUAACUACCUGUUCCUGGGCGAUUAUGUGGAUCGUGGCAAGCAUAGUCUGGAGACCAUUUGUUUGAUGAUGGCGUAUAAGAUUAAACAUCCGGAGAACUUCUUCAUGUUGCGUGGGAACCAUGAAUGUGCCUCGAUUAAUAGAAUCUACGGGUUCUAUGAUGACUGCAAGAGGCGAUACAGCAUCAAACUUUGGAAGACCUUUACAGAUGUGUUCAAUUGUUUCCCGGUGGCUGCAGUUAUCGAGGAGAAGAUCUUUUGUUGUCAUGGUGGUAUCAGUCCAGACCUGCGCAAUUUCGAUCAAAUCAGGGAGAUUGAGAGACCAGUUGAUGUGCCGGACAAAGGGUUGAUCUGCGAUCUGCUGUGGGCCGAUCCAGACAAGGAGACGGUCGGUUGGGCGCAGAACCAGAGGGGCGUGUCCUACACGUUUGGAGCCGAGGUGGUCAACAAGUUCCUCCAGGACCACGACCUUGAUCUCAUCUGUCGCGCCCACCAAGUGGUCGAGGACGGCUACGAGUUCUUCGCCAAACGACAGGUGGUCACAAUCUUUUCGGCUCCAAAUUACUGCGGAGAAUUCGACAAUUCGGGAGGAAUGAUGGUCGUUGACGAGAACCUGAUGUGCUCGUUCAAAAUUCUGAAGCCGAAAAUCUCGUCUGGUGCCCAGAAAUCUAAGUGGAGUCGGGUCUAGUAAAUUAAUGUUUUUACAAAAAAUUUCAAACUUUUAUACAAAUUAAACAUCUAUUCUGGA
Messenger RNA from Nilaparvata lugens (brown planthopper), 1836 nucleotides. RefSeq names its product serine/threonine-protein phosphatase alpha-3 isoform-like. The coding region runs from base 841 to 1776 and encodes 311 amino acids. Gene Ontology annotation, molecular function: protein serine/threonine phosphatase activity. The transcript has a single exon. The record is from RefSeq and is a predicted model, not a curated record. NCBI's taxonomy places the organism in Eukaryota, Metazoa, Arthropoda, Insecta, Hemiptera, Delphacidae. Gene Ontology annotation, cellular component: nucleus; cytoplasm.